Phalacrocorax carbo (great cormorant) is the source of this 1875-nucleotide messenger RNA. Lineage: Eukaryota; Metazoa; Chordata; Aves; Suliformes; Phalacrocoracidae. The record is from RefSeq and is a predicted model, not a curated record.
CUUGCGGCGGGGCGGUCCCGGGGUCCCGGCGAUGCUGGUGGCGCGGGGGGCGGGCGGGGCGCUGCGGCGGGGUCGGUUGCCCGCGGCGGGGGCCGGCGCCGGCGCCGGGGCGGUGAAACCGCGGGUCUCCCCCCGCCCCGUUGGGCGCCCACCGCGCAUCGUGGACCUGCGGAGCGACACGGUGACCCGGCCCUGCGUGGGGAUGCGCCGCGCCAUGGCCCGGGCCCCCGUGGGCGACGACGACUACGGGGAGGACCCGACGGUCAACGAGCUGCAGCACCUGGCCGCAGGGAUCCUGGGCAUGGAGGCAGCUCUUUUUGUGCCCACGGCCACGAUGGCGAACCUCAUCGCUGUGAUGUGCCACUGCCAGCGCAGGGGGGCUCAGCUGCUCCUGGGCCGGGACGCCCACCUGCACGUCUACGAGCACGGCGGGGCUGCGCAGGUCGCUGGCGUCCACUCCCAGGUGCUGCCGGACCUGCCAGAUGGCACCUUUGACCUGGACCAGCUGGAGCUGACCAUCCGUGAGGCCCACGGCAGCCGGUACCAUCCACGCCCCGAGCUAAUCUGCCUGGAGAACACGCACAGCUCAGCAGGGGGCCGGGCACUGCCCCUCACCUACCUCCAGCAGGUCCGCGGGCUCGCUGACUGCUAUGGGCUGCAGGUGCACAUGGACGGAGCACGGCUGAUGAAUGCGGCGGUUGCCCAGGAUGUGGAGCCAGCUCAGAUAACCCAGCACUGCGACUCCGUGUCCCUGUGCUUCUCCAAGGGCCUGGGCGCCCCGGCUGGUGCGCUGCUGGCUGGACGCAGGGAGUUUGUUGCCGAGGCCUGGCGUGUGCGGAAGCUGCUGGGCGGGGGGAUGCGGCAGGCAGGUGUGCUGGCAGCUGCUGCCCGCCUCGGGCUGGAGCACGCAGAGGCAACACUGCGCAGAGACCAUGACAACGCCCGACGCUUUGCUGAAGGCGUCCAGGAGCUGAAGUCGCCCCUCUGCUCCAUCAACCUCUCGGCAGUGGAGACAAACAUCGUGAUGGUGAGCAUCAGGGGGGGCUGGCCAUCCCCUGCAGAGCUCUGUGAGCACCUGCGGGCAGUGAGUAAGGAGGAGUUGGCUGAGACCGGCCAGGCUGUCAGCGUCCUGCUGUUCCCCUGGUCGGCAAACACCGUGCGUGCGGUUUGGCACCGUGAUGUCUCAGCCCGCGACACCGAGCUUGCAAAGAACAAGCUGGAAUUUGUGGCCAGGAAGUGCCAGGAGAAGCUGGCCCUGGGACUCCACCCAACUCCUCCGAGUGCCGGGGGAGCCUGAGCAUCGUCCCAGCCCAGGGACAGCUGCCUCCCCCUUGGUGCUGCAGGCAAGCUGGCGGGCUGGGGCAGCUCUCCCAGCCCUGUCCUGGCAGCCAGCAGCAAAGGGGCUGGGACUAGCCACAGUGUGCUCCAGGCAUGUUCCCAACCAGCUGCACCACAACAUCCACCCCCGCAUGAAGCCCUGAACUUGCAGCUCCAAACUAACGUGAGCCCAGCCCUGGGGAGACCCCAGCCCACCCCCCCCCCCAGUGAGAGCACUGCACCUCCCAGAACAGAACGCCUUUGCAGACAUGCCUGGAGGGACAGAGGGAGCCCAUACCUCACACCCCCACCCAGACCACUCCGAGGCAGCAUCCCCCAUGUUGCUAGUCACCCAGCAAACAUCCUCAGAGAACCCUCUAGUCCUCUACAGAAACUGUUUCUGUAACUUGGGUCCUGCAGACAGCACCCAAAAGCAGAGCCAGACACCCCCUAGCCCCAAACUGCACCUGGCCCAUGUGCACCACACGUGCAAGGAUACUGCAGCAGGGAGACAGAUCCCAAUGGAUGGUCAGGGCACAAAAUAAAUGUAUUCUGGCA